Messenger RNA from Planococcus citri (citrus mealybug), 1370 nucleotides. RefSeq names its product S-formylglutathione hydrolase-like. Gene Ontology annotation, biological process: formaldehyde catabolic process. NCBI's taxonomy places the organism in Eukaryota, Metazoa, Arthropoda, Insecta, Hemiptera, Pseudococcidae. The transcript is spliced from 7 exons. The record is from RefSeq and is a predicted model, not a curated record. The coding region runs from base 492 to 1346 and encodes 284 amino acids. Gene Ontology annotation, molecular function: S-formylglutathione hydrolase activity. Gene Ontology annotation, cellular component: cytosol.
CUAUAAUGUGAAUGGAAUGCUAAUGAGAUGAAACUGUACCUACUCAAAACUGGUUUGAGUCAGUCAGUCAUAUGAUCGCCGGAGAAAUUGAAAAAUUUUUGAGUACAUUUACAAUUCGAUGGAUUAAUUUUUAUUCGAAAUAUGCAGUACUUAUCACUCGCAUAAAUUAACAAAGAAAUACCGGCGUCAAACAGUCAUGGUGGGAGGAGUAAUUUAAUAACAAACGAGUACUUGUGAAAAAAUUUGUACUUCGAGUCCAUUCAAGUUGGUUGAAUCACUUAUAUUUUGUAAUCUAUUGCAGUCGAUCUGUUCAGUAAGAAGACAAGUACUUGACGACAAAAUACUCAAAGCAAAGGAACACCAAAUCAUCAAUUAAUACUCCAUUUACUGUGUGAGAAGAAAACCAUCAUCGCUAUUUUUAUCAUUGAUUUCCAUUAAUCGCACUGUUCCAAACGUAUUCCACAUCGUACGACGUAUAUCUCCAGUCCAGUAUGGCUACCGUUAUAACUGAAAAAUCAAGCAGCAAAUGCUUCGGUGGAUAUCAAAAAGUUUAUACUCAUGAAAGUAAAGAACUGAAUUGUUCUAUGAAUUUCGCUGUAUACCUGCCUCCUCAAGCAGAAAGCGAGAAGUGCCCAGUGAUAUAUUACUUAUCAGGAUUAACCUGUACCGAACAAAACUUCGUCCAGAAAGCCGGAGCUCAGAGAUUCGCGUCUAAACAUGGCUUAGUCAUCGUUACUUGUGAUACAAGUCCACGAGGUUGUAACAUUCCCGGUGAAGAUGAAAAGUGGAAUAUUGGCACCGGAGCCGGUUACUAUGUGAAUGCUACUCAAGAACCGUGGAGUAAACAUUACCGUAUGUACUCGUAUAUCAUCAGUGAAUUACCUUCAAUUAUUGAAGAGCAUUUUCCGGUAUUACCCGAUAAACAAAGCAUCAUGGGUCACAGUAUGGGUGGUCAUGGAGCUUUUAUAUGUGCUUUCCGUAAUCCUGGAAGAUUCAAGAGUGUGUCUGCUCUAGCUCCGGUCUGUGAUAGUGGAAGAUGUAGACCAUUCAAAGAAGGGUUCAAAUUAUACUUCGGAGGUGAGCCUGAAGAUGGUAGUUGGGAUGAAUGGAAUGCUACCAAAUUGGCCACCAAAUACAACGGUCCUCCUUUACAAAUUUUAAUCGAUCAAGGAACUGACGAUGAAUUUUUAAAUGAUUUGUAUCCUACUGAUUUCACCGCAGCAUGUACGUCUUCGGGUGUUUCGGUUAUAUUGAACAUGAGAGAUGGAUACGAUCAUGGAUAUUAUUUUGUAUCUACCUUUAUCGAAGACCAUUUCGAAUAUCAUGUGAAAUUUUUAAAACAAUAAAUUCGUAUAACAACUCGCUUAUUA